Protopolystoma xenopodis is the source of this 402-nucleotide messenger RNA. The record is from the annotation of a GenBank genome assembly. Lineage: Eukaryota; Metazoa; Platyhelminthes; Monogenea; Polystomatidea; Polystomatidae.
AUGCAAAAAACAGGACAUAAAAAGCAUACCGCAACUGUUUACCUGAAAUCUAAUCAGUUUCAGCAAGUCACGCCCAAAAAUCUCUGCCUAGCGGAAGCCGACGUCCAAAUCACCCUUCUCGCUCUGAGUUAUGAUUACGUUGCUACAGCUACAAACGCAUCGAAAUUGCUUGCAUUCGUUACCUAUCUUUACAACAACCAGCUUCCACACCCCUCCAGUCUACCCGACUGCCCGUUGCCGUCCAGUCGGGAUCAAAUUGGAGUUAUUUACCUUUCGGCUAUUUGCCACCCCCACCUCUCCUCUCUUCACAUUCACACUUUCCCCCUCCAUUCUAAAACGACUACGUGCUCUCAAAUUCUGGCAACCAAACAGACUAUACGCAUGAUUUUUUUGCCCUAUUAA